AUGGUCAAUGGCAGCCUAGAAGAUUGGCUACAUCCAAGUCCAUCAUCAGCUGACUUAGACGCGAAUGCAAAUAAAUUGAGUCUCAUCCAGCGGAUAAAUAUUUCCAACGAUGUUGCUUCAGCAUUGGAUUAUCUCCAUAACCACUUGCAAAGCCCUGUUAUCCAUUGUGAUCUAAAGCCAAGCAACGUCCUGUUAGACGACGAAAUGGUUGGACAUGUUGGAGACUUUGGUUUGGCGAAGGUCGUGAUUGAAUCCACCGAUGACACUAAAGCAAAAAUGAGCUCUACUGGUGUAAGAGGAACUAUUGGCUAUGCUGCUCCAGCGCAGAAUACGGAAUGGGAAGCGUGGUUUCAAGAGAAGGCAAUAUUUAUAGUUGUGGCAUUCUCUUGCUUGAGAUGUUCACGGGCAUAA
Molecule: messenger RNA, 411 nt
Organism: Syzygium oleosum
Lineage: Eukaryota; Viridiplantae; Streptophyta; Magnoliopsida; Myrtales; Myrtaceae
Product: probable LRR receptor-like serine/threonine-protein kinase At3g47570
Exons: 2
Coding region: 1-411 (136 amino acids)
Biological process (GO): protein phosphorylation
Molecular function (GO): ATP binding; protein kinase activity
Source: RefSeq, a predicted model, not a curated record